Molecule: messenger RNA, 777 nt
Organism: Pochonia chlamydosporia 170
Lineage: Eukaryota; Fungi; Ascomycota; Sordariomycetes; Hypocreales; Clavicipitaceae
Product: Methyltransferase type 11
Exons: 4
Coding region: 1-777 (258 amino acids)
Molecular function (GO): S-adenosylmethionine-dependent methyltransferase activity
Source: RefSeq, a predicted model, not a curated record
AUGUGGAAAGACCGCCUCAACACCAUCCUCCAACCCCUCCGAAUCAUCCCCCUCUCCAUCAAACUCCACCUCGCCGCCCUCAAACACCUCCUCUCCACCACUGGAAUCACCGCACUUACACAAAUCUCCGAAAUACAAAAUCUAGGCAUCGCCACCCUCCUCCGAACAUGUCAAGAACCAUGGAUCCAAUACGAAGACACCACAGCCGUACCACAGCUCCUCCUCUCCACCGCCGGCGUCACCCUCGACAUCGGCCCCGGCAUAGGAAACCAGAUUCACCGCCUCCCAGCGCAGAACAUCACCGCCAUCUACGGCGUGGAGCCGAACCCGCAGUUUGCGGCAGAUAUUUCCGCCAGACUGGCCAAGUAUGACCUCCAGGAUAAGUAUACCCUCGUGACGUGUGGGAUUGAGGAUAGCGAUGUACUCGAGGAGCAUGGGAUUACGGAGGGAUCCAUGGACACGGUGCUCUGUAUACAGGUUUUGUGCUCGGUGGAUGAUCCGCGGCGCGUGAUGAGGGAGGUGUGGAGGUUGUUGAAGCCGGGGGGUAGGUUUGUGUUUUGGGAGCAUGGACGGAGUAAAGAUUUCUGGACGCGUGUUAUACAAGCCUGCUGGAAUCGCACUUGGUGCGCACUCGUUGGUGGCUGCCGUCUCAAUCGGGAUAUCAAGCCGGUUAUCCUCGCGGCCGGGGAAUGGGAGAACCCCAAUGAUCUUGUUCAAGAUGACGAAAUCUAUAGCCUGUUGCCUAGGACUUGGGGGGUGUUGGUCAAGAAAGCUUGA